AUGUUAAACAACAACUACUAAAGCAAAAUAUUCUUAUAACCAAAACCAAAUGAAUUUAGCAUUUUUGAUGAUUUUGUAUAAAAGGCGAGAAAAAUUUGUCGAACUUCAUAAAAAUCUGUUUCCAAGUAUAAGGAUAGCUCACUUAGUCUCUCAAAAUAACACAAAACUGAAAUAAAUUAUAAUACAAUUGAGGCAAUAAGAAAAUCUAUUUAAAAUCCAAAAGUUCAAAUGGACAAUUAUUUGGAUUAAUAAAUCCAUAUAUCACCUUUUCGAUUUUAAUUACCCUUUCGAUUAGAAAAAACAUAGAAUCUUCUUUUAGAGAAAAAAAGAGUUCCAGCAGACAUAACUUCAAGAAAACUAAAAUCUAAUUUGGAUGGAUAAAUUCAUAAAUCUCUAUAACUCUCCCAUUUUAGAAUUAUUCAAUAAUAAAAAUCAGAAACUCCAAAUCCUAAAUAAGAACAAUAGACUAAAUUUUUAAUAACAAAGUAUUUUUUAUAGAAACCUUUAGUAUGUAUUAAGUCUAAUAAAAAGAACAUACAAAAGCCCAUUUAAAUAGAAUUAUCGUGA
Paramecium octaurelia is the source of this 567-nucleotide messenger RNA. Lineage: Eukaryota; Ciliophora; Oligohymenophorea; Peniculida; Parameciidae. The record is from the annotation of a GenBank genome assembly.